Messenger RNA from Pseudophryne corroboree (corroboree frog), 2133 nucleotides. Its product is annotated as E3 ubiquitin/ISG15 ligase TRIM25-like. Bases 25 to 1605 code for a protein of 526 amino acids. Gene Ontology annotation, molecular function: zinc ion binding; protein binding. The record is from RefSeq and is a predicted model, not a curated record. Lineage: Eukaryota; Metazoa; Chordata; Amphibia; Anura; Myobatrachidae. The transcript has a single exon.
CAUUUCCCUCUUCUGCUGCCAGCGAUGGCGUCUGCUGAUGUGAGACAGGAGCUGGACUGUUCCAUCUGCCUGAGCAUUUAUACAGAUCCUGUAACCCUGAGAUGUGGCCACAACUUCUGCCGGGUCUGCAUUGAUCGUGUGCUGGAUACACAGGAGGGGUCUGGAGCUUAUACUUGUCCAGAAUGCAGAGCAACGUUCAGAAGACGUCCUGCACUGAUACGGAGCAUAACGCUGUGUAACAUAGUGGGGAGAUUCCUGUCUACUUGGCCAGAUCAGGAGGAGACUGGGAUCUUCUGCACUUACUGUAUUCACUCUCCUGUACCUGCUGCUAAAUCCUGUCUGCUGUGUGAGGCUUCUCUGUGUGAUAAACACCUGAGAGUACACAGCAAGUCAGCAGAACACGUCUUAUGUCAUCCCACCACUGCCCUGGGGAACAGGAAGUGCUCCAUCCAUAAGGAACUCUUCAGAUAUUACUGCACUGAGGAUGCUGCCUGUAUCUGUGUGUACUGUUCAACUGGAGAACAUCGGGGACAUCUUGUUGAGUCACUGGAUGAUGCUUCUGAGAAAAAAAAGGAGAAGCUGAGGAAUGUUCUUCAGAAACUGACCACAAAGAGAACGGAGACUGAGAAAAGAGUCCAGAGUCUGCAGGAGCGCAGGAGAGAAGAUCAGGGAAAAGCCGCAGGUGUAACAGAGACAGUCACUGCCUUGUUUAGAGACAUCAGGAGACAGCUGGAAGACCUGGAGAAGAGAGUCCUGAGUGAGAUCUCCAGGCAGGAACAGCGCGUUUUACUCUCAGUCUCUGAUCUGAUCCAGCAGCUGGAAAUAAAGAAGGACGAGAUGUCCAGGAAGAUGCGUCACAUUGAGGAGCUGUGUAACAUGUCUGAUCCAGUGACUGUCUUACAGGAACCAGACACAGGUGACUUGUGUGAUACUGAGGACACAGAGAGACAUGAUAUCCAGGUCCGUGGUGCAGGAGAUCUGGAUGUGGGUCUCAUCUCAGGGACAUUACACACAUUAUCUGACAUAAUAACAGGUAUAAAUACAGGGAUCUAUGUGCAGGAAUAUACAGACCUAUUACUGGAUAUAGCCACAGCUGGUGAUAAUAUACUGAUAUCAGGUGACAGGAAAACUGCAUCCAGGUCAGAUAUAAACCAGAAUCACCCGGUAACACCAGAGAGAUUUGAGGGUAAUCAGGUAAUAAGCAUCAGGAGAUUCUCCUCAGGCCGACAUUACUGGGAGGUGGAUGUCAGUAAGUCAGUGUGGUGGGGAGUGGGGAUGUGUUAUCCCAGUAUAGACAGGAGAGGAGAUCCAUCAUACAUUGGAUAUAAUAACAAGUCCUGGUGUGUGUAUAGGUGUAAUGAUCAGUACUCAGUGAUACAUGACAGUACAGUGAUCCGGUUACCUGACAAUAUCCCCUGUGACAGAGUGAGGGUAUAUCUGGAUCAUGGGGCAGGACAGCUGUCCUUUUAUUCUAUAUGUGACCCCAUCAGACACUUACACACCUACACUGCCGUCCUCACUGAGCCCCUCCAUGCUGCAUUAUGGUUAGAUGACAGGAGUAUAACUAUAUCUGGGGGAGUCAGGAGCUGGGAGAAAUUACCAUAAUAAAUCCGCACAGAGACUGGUGACAUCACAGUGAGGGAAUCUGAUUGGUAGAGCAGUCAGCCUAGGGCUGGCCAUCAAAGGUGAUGAAUUUUGAGUUUUAUUGGAAAAAUUUACCUUUACUGGGCUAAUGGGCAAGAACACUAAGGGGCCCAUUUAUCAUUAAAUAUUUGCAGUUUAUUCCCUGAAAAACCUCAACCGCAAUGGCCGCUAUGAAUGCGUAGUCAGCGGAACCACGCAUGAAUGUGAGUCUUGCUACCACAAAGAGCACAUCACAGGGCGCUCGUAUUGCUCCCAGAUCACACACAUAUGUACAUACAGUAUUAAACAGUUAUUUUAUGCUUACGUAAUCUUUUAGGAAAUGUUACUUUACAUAUUAAAACUAUAUUUCUCUUAUGUCCUAGAGCUCAGGUUCUCAAACUCGGUCCUCAGGACCCCACACAGUGCAUGUUUUGCAGGUCUCCUCACAAAAUCACAAGUGAAAUAAUUAGCUCCACCUGUGGACCUUUUAAAAUGUGUCUGUGAGUAAUU